AUGGCCCGUGGUUCCUCUACUCGCAAAUCUUCUACAUCCUCUAACAUUCUCAACACUACCUCAAUUUCUCCUUCGCCUGACUCUCAAUUCACAAUGGCUGGCCGAAAGAAUGCCCGCCGCAAUCCCCAGGCUGAGAUUGUCCUGCCUGUCACUUAUACUCCUACCACCCACCGCAUUAGCAAAGCAAAGAAGGGCAAGCGUGUACACGCUUGUGAAUUCCCUGGAUGCAGCAAGGUCUUCACUCGCGCUGAACAUCGCAGACGCCACGAACUUAACCACAACCCUGAAGCUUCAUACCGGUGUACACAUCAUGGUUGCAAGAAGGCCUUCCACCGACCUGAUCUACUGGCCCGUCACAUGGAGAGACAUGAACUGGAGUCGCAACCCCAACCCCAAUCGCAAUGGGCGCAUACUCAGCUCACCGAUUCUUCCUCCAUCCCGUGCUGUUUCCCCUCCAACACUGCUUCCCUCGUGGCGACUUCUCAACACUCGCAACCAAUUUCCAUUGGCUCUCUCGUCGCUCCCGGUGUACACCUUGACUUGCAUAACGAAUACUCGAUGGGGUGGAACGGUAUGGACCUGCCUCUACAGCAGCCUCGUCCUGUGAACAUGUUCCAGAACCAGCUCCCCGAGACAACAGACGACAGUCCGUUUUACUCUUCGCCUGCAGAGACCUGUCCCUCGCCUUUGUCGGACGUAGCCUACUCUCUCCCUUCUCACUCUGGCUCUUCUGUCUCGUCCAUGUCCUCUAUCUCUUCUUCGCUUUCUGUCAUUGAUCAGUAUCCUAAGGGUAUCUACAAGUCGGAUCUGAGCUCGUCUCCGUUACAUAUGGACUCUCCACUACGAUGGGACAGUUCAGACAACAUACCGCCGCAUAUGAUUCCUCUUUCUCUAGAUGAGAGCCUCAUCCAGCCUCCUAUCUGCCACUACCCCUCCCCAUCAUGGUCUACCGACUACCUGCCAUAUGAUGACCAGGUACACUCCCUAGCACAAUUCCAGCCUAUCAGCUGGAAGCAAUGGAUGUGA
Penicillium taxi is the source of this 1026-nucleotide messenger RNA. RefSeq names its product Zinc finger C2H2. Gene Ontology annotation, cellular component: chromatin. The record is from RefSeq and is a predicted model, not a curated record. Gene Ontology annotation, molecular function: DNA-binding transcription factor activity, RNA polymerase II-specific; RNA polymerase II cis-regulatory region sequence-specific DNA binding. Lineage: Eukaryota; Fungi; Ascomycota; Eurotiomycetes; Eurotiales; Aspergillaceae. Gene Ontology annotation, biological process: regulation of transcription by RNA polymerase II. The transcript has 3 exons. Bases 1 to 1026 code for a protein of 341 amino acids.